Molecule: messenger RNA, 1330 nt
Organism: Actinia tenebrosa (Australian red waratah sea anemone)
Lineage: Eukaryota; Metazoa; Cnidaria; Anthozoa; Actiniaria; Actiniidae
Product: GPI-specific phospholipase A2-like PGAP3
Biological process (GO): GPI anchor biosynthetic process
Cellular component (GO): endoplasmic reticulum membrane
Molecular function (GO): hydrolase activity, acting on ester bonds
Source: RefSeq, a predicted model, not a curated record
UCCAAAAUGGCGGGUGGUCUUGUGUUGUUUGUUUGGAAAGGUUUAACCGUUUUUCUGUGCUAAAUAGAAAUGGUUUUUCUAUGAAUUCUGGAACUGUAGUAUAACUAAGUCAAGUAUAUUAUAGUUUUGGAGAAUGCGGUUCAUCUGUGGCGGUCUUGAAUUUGCGUUGGCUAUACUGUGCUGUAUUUCUCCAGUAUCCUCUUCUGCUGGCGACAGAUCAUACAGGUUUCUAAAUUGUGUUAGUGAUUGUGAAUGGAUUUCAUGUAAUAUUGAGGGAUACCCCAGAGAUCUACCUUGGUACCUCCGGCUGUUUAGCUGGGAUUGUCUAGAUGAAUGCAAGUAUAAUUGCAUGCAUAAGGUUACAGCUGAUGAUGUUGCCAACAACAGGAGUAUCAAACAGUUUUAUGGAAAGUGGCCAUUUGUCAGGUGUCUUGGGAUCCAAGAACCAGCUUCAACUCUCUUUUCAAUACUCAAUGGUGUGGCACAUGUGGCUGGGUGGCAGAAGUAUGUUAGGGCUGUACCACAAGACUACCAAAUGUACAAUGUAUGGAAGACCUACAUGCUGGUUAACGUCAAUGCUUGGACAUGGUCUACCAUCUUUCACACAAGAGAUUUAAAUUGGACUGAGAAAUUGGAUUACUUUUGUGCCACUUCUCUUAUCUUGUUCUCCAUAUUUACUUUUUUUGUAAGGGUUGUUGGACCAGACAAUAAACUAAAGUGUGGGACAUUUGCUUCUGUCUUGUUACUCAUAUACUCUUGCCAUGUCUACUAUCUUGGUUUUGUCAAGUUUGACUACAGCUAUAAUAUGAAGAUGAAUGUCAUAAUAGGAGUUAUCAAUAUUUUAGGAUGGCUGAUAUGGUCUUUAAGGAAUUAUCACAAACAGCGUUAUGUUUGGAAAGCUGCAGCUCUUACAUCAUCAGUAUUCUUUUUAAUUGGCCUUGAGGUAUUCGACUUUCCUCCCAUUUGGUGGACAUUUGAUGCUCAUUCUUUGUGGCAUUUUGGAACCAUUCCUCUUUGCUACUUCUGGUACAGUUUUCUUAUAGAGGAUGCAAAGUAUCAACUUCGAGAAGAAAUAAGAGAGAAAAAUGAAUAGAAUAGAAUAUCUUGAUCAGAAGUGGCUUUUUGUAGUUUUUGAUGAUGAAGUUAAAUAAUAGUUAUAAUAUAUAUUACUGAAUAUUACUGAAUAUCAGAGAAAACGUUGAUUUAUAUAUGUGAAUAAUAAUGAGUAUAAAAAGGUGUGAAAACAAAGAAUGUAAUUUAGAUAUUGUACAAUAAAAUGACGAACAAAGAAAGAAAAAUAGAAUAUGUAAAUUUAACUUGAAUUAUGAAG